Molecule: messenger RNA, 6988 nt
Organism: Zonotrichia leucophrys gambelii
Lineage: Eukaryota; Metazoa; Chordata; Aves; Passeriformes; Passerellidae
Gene: USP7
Product: ubiquitin specific peptidase 7
Exons: 31
Coding region: 488-3799 (1103 amino acids)
Biological process (GO): protein deubiquitination; regulation of protein stability
Cellular component (GO): nucleus; cytosol
Molecular function (GO): cysteine-type deubiquitinase activity; protein binding
Source: RefSeq, a predicted model, not a curated record
GAGCCGGGCGUCGGCCAGCGGCGGUGCCGGGGCGCCGGGGGGGGCGGGAGGGCACGGCAGGGGCCCCGCGGCGCCUCCCCGACUUCGCAGCGCCGCGGACACCUCGCCGGGGGAAGGGGAAGCGCCGGGCGCCGCCGGGCCCUGACUCUGGGUCUCCCGUCCCCCCCUCCCGGUCCCCUCCCCUCCGGCCCCCGGGGAAGCCGCCGCCCCCGGCCGGACCCUCCUCCCAGCCCCUUUUCCCCGACCGGGUGCCGCCGCCGAGAUUGGGCGAAUAGCGAGUAAAUACGUGCGCGUCUCGCUGCCUCCGCCGGCGCCCCGCUCCCUACUCGCCGGAGCCCCGCCGCAGCCCCCCGAGCCGGGCGCCCAGUCCCGGCCGCUGCCGAGGCCCCGCCGCUCCUCCGGCCCUUCCCCUCCCGACACAGGCCCGCAGCCCCCCGCGGGAAAGGCCCAGCCCGCCGCCGCCACCGAGCCCCAGCCCCUGCCCGACAUGAACCACCAUCAGCAGCAGCAGCAGCACCAGAAGCCCGGGGAGCAGCAGCUGAGCGAGCCCGAGGACAUGGAGAUGGAAGCUGGAGAUACAGAUGAUCCUCCAAGAAUUACUCAAAAUCCUGUCAUUAAUGGGAAUGUAGCGAUGGCUGAUGGACAUAACAACACUGAGGAAGACAUGGAAGAUGAUACAAGCUGGCGAUCAGAAGCAACGUUUCAGUUUACAGUGGAACGCUUCAACAGGUUGAGUGAGUCAGUGCUCAGCCCGCCGUGCUUCGUUCGGAAUUUGCCGUGGAAGAUCAUGGUGAUGCCUCGGCUCUACCCCGACAGACCUCACCAAAAGAGUGUAGGAUUCUUCCUUCAGUGCAAUGCUGAGUCUGAUUCCACGUCAUGGUCCUGUCAUGCACAAGCAGUUCUCAAGAUAAUAAACUACAAGGAUGAUGAAAAAUCAUUCAGUCGUCGUAUUAGUCACUUGUUCUUUCACAAGGAGAAUGACUGGGGCUUUUCUAACUUCAUGGCCUGGAGUGAAGUUACUGAUCCUGAAAAAGGCUUUAUAGAAGAGGACAAAGUUACUUUUGAAGUCUAUGUUCAAGCAGAUGCUCCACACGGAGUAGCGUGGGAUUCAAAGAAGCACACAGGAUAUGUUGGCCUAAAGAACCAGGGAGCAACUUGUUACAUGAACAGUUUGUUACAGACUUUAUUUUUCACAAAUCAGCUACGAAAGGCUGUGUACAUGAUGCCCACAGAAGGAGAUGAUUCAUCCAAAAGUGUUCCUUUAGCAUUGCAAAGAGUGUUUUAUGAGCUGCAACAUAGUGACAAACCAGUUGGAACUAAAAAGCUAACAAAAUCAUUUGGGUGGGAAACUUUAGACAGCUUCAUGCAACAUGAUGUCCAGGAAUUAUGUCGAGUGCUGCUUGAUAAUGUGGAAAAUAAAAUGAAAGGCACGUGUGUAGAAGGCACUAUCCCUAAAUUGUUCAGAGGGAAGAUGGUGUCUUAUAUCCAAUGCAAGCACGUGGACUAUCGGUCUGAACGAAUAGAAGAUUAUUAUGACAUCCAGCUAAGUAUAAAGGGAAAGAAAAACAUUUUUGAGUCCUUCAUUGACUACGUUGCAGUGGAGCAGUUGGAUGGUGAUAACAAGUAUGAUGCAGGAGAGCAUGGCUUGCAGGAGGCAGAGAAAGGUGUGAAGUUCCUAACACUGCCACCAGUAUUACACCUACAGCUCAUGAGGUUUAUGUAUGAUCCUCAGACUGACCAAAACAUCAAGAUAAAUGAUAGGUUUGAAUUUCCUGAACAGUUGCCACUAGAUGAAUUUUUGCAAAAAACAGAUCCUAAAGAUCCUGCAAAUUACAUUCUCCAUGCAGUUCUAGUACACAGUGGAGAUAACCAUGGUGGACAUUAUGUUGUUUACUUAAAUCCAAAGGGUGAUGGCAAAUGGUGUAAAUUCGAUGACGACGUUGUGUCGAGGUGCACGAAGGAGGAGGCGAUCGAGCACAACUACGGCGGCCACGACGACGACCUGUCCGUGCGGCACUGCACCAACGCCUACAUGCUGGUCUACAUCAGGGAGUCCAAGCUCAGUGAAGUUUUGCAGCCUGUAACCGACCAUGAUAUUCCUCAACAACUUGUAGAAAGGCUACAAGAAGAGAAGAGGAUAGAAGCUCAGAAGAGGAAGGAGAGGCAGGAAGCUCACCUCUAUAUGCAAGUGCAGAUAGUGGCAGAGGAUCAGUUCUGUGGUCACCAAGGCAAUGAUAUGUAUGAUGAAGAAAAAGUGAAGUACACUGUUUUCAAAGUAUUAAAAAACUCCACACUUACAGAAUUUGUUCAAAACCUCUCUCAAACAAUGGGAUUUCCCCAGGAUCAAAUCAGAUUAUGGCCAAUGCAAGCUAGAAGUAAUGGAACAAAAAGACCUGCAAUGUUAGAUAAUGAAGCAGAUGGCAAUAAAACGAUGAUUGAGCUCAGUGACAAUGAGAAUCCAUGGACAAUAUUUUUGGAAACAGUAGAUCCAGAGAUGGCUGCUACUGGAGCAACAUUACCCAAAUUUGAUAAAGAUCAUGAUGUAAUGUUGUUUUUGAAGAUGUAUGAUCCGAAAACUCGGAGUUUGAAUUAUUGUGGACAUAUCUACACCCCUAUAUCCUGUAAAAUACGUGACUUGCUUCCAGUUAUGUGUGAGAGAGCAGGAUUUCCACAAGAAACUAACCUUAUCCUCUAUGAGGAAGUUAAACCCAAUUUAACAGAAAGGAUUCAAGACUAUGAUGUAUCUCUUGAUAAAGCUCUCGAUGAACUCAUGGAUGGUGACAUCAUAGUGUUUCAGAAGGAUGACCCAGAAAACGAUAACAGUGAGCUCCCCACAGCUAAGGAAUACUUCAGAGACCUCUAUCACCGUGUGGAUGUCAUUUUCUGUGACAAAACCAUCCCCAACGACCCAGGCUUUGUUGUUACUUUAUCCAAUAGGAUGAAUUACUUUCAGGUUGCAAAGACAGUCGCUCAGAGACUUAACACGGAUCCAAUGCUAUUACAAUUUUUCAAGUCCCAAGGUUAUAGGGAUGGCCCUGGUAAUCCUCUUAGACAUAAUUAUGAAGGUACUUUAAGAGAUCUUCUGCAGUUCUUCAAGCCUAGGCAACCGAAAAAACUCUACUAUCAACAGCUCAAAAUGAAGAUAACUGAUUUUGAAAACAGAAGAAGUUUUAAGUGCAUAUGGCUAAAUAGCCAGUUUAGGGAAGAGGAAAUAACAGUAUAUCCAGAUAAGCAUGGGUGUGUGCGGGACCUGUUAGAAGAAUGUAAAAAAGUUGUAGAACUCUCUGAAAAAGGUUCAGGGAAAUUAAGGCUGCUAGAAAUUGUAAGUUACAAAAUAAUUGGUGUCCAUCAGGAGGAUGAGCUGUUAGAGUGUUUGUCACCUGCAACAAGUCGAACGUUUCGAAUAGAGGAAAUUCCUCUGGACCAGGUAGAUAUAGAUAAAGAAAAUGAGAUGCUAAUCACAGUGGCACAUUUCCACAAAGAGGUUUUCGGGACAUUUGGAAUUCCCUUCUUGCUGAGGAUACACCAGGGUGAACACUUCAGAGAGGUUAUGAAGCGGAUUCAGACAAUGCUGGACAUACAAGAAAAAGAAUUUGAGAAGUUUAAAUUUGCCAUUGUAAUGAUGGGCCGACACCAGUAUCUCAACGAAGAUGAGUAUGAAGUGAACUUGAAAGAUUUUGAGUCCCAACCUGGCAACAUGUCUCAUCCAAGGCCAUGGCUAGGGCUUGACCAUUUCAAUAAAGCCCCAAAGAGAAGUCGCUACACUUACCUUGAAAAAGCUAUUAAAAUCCAUAACUGACUUACUUAACCAGAUUGUCAAGGCAAGGGACAAAAAUAAGUGUGUGUGUGCACCUUUUUAACAACUGUAGAACUUUGGUACACGUGCACUAUAUCUGAAGUCUUCAGCAAGAGGAUUUGCUGCUGAUGUUAAUUUUAUUUUGUUGAGGCUGUUCAGUUUGGCUUCUCUGUAUCUAUUGACUGCCCUUUUUGAGCAAAAUGAAGGUGUUUUUAUAAAAGCUUGGAUGCCAAUGAGAGUUAUUUUAUGGUAAACGUAAUGCAAGGCAAUUGUCAGCAUAAUGAGGGAAGAGUUUAGUAGAACAGUUGACAUUGGCAAAAUUAUUUGUCUGUAGUACGUUUAUAGAUGGCAUAAGCUGACUGGCUGCCCUUCCCAUGUGGUGUUCACCAUCACUGCAGCUAGUAAGUCUUAUGUUUAGACUCACAUCAGAUUUAUUUCCUUCAGUUAUACUUUAAAUGACAUUUUUGUGCAUUUGUAAAUGCAAAAGAAAAACUCACAUCAUCAAUAAAUAGCAAUCUCUACUUUAUUGUGUACAUUGUUGGCACUUAUUCGGGAUUUUUGUCUCCUCCAGCUUCAUAGAAUCUUUUUUAAUAAACUAGUUUUCAUUUAAUUUAGUCAAUACUUUGCAUCCCGUUUUACCAAGUGGAUGCCCCGAGUCCUAAAAAGAGAUAUUUGGGUCUUUUUAUGAAAUUUCCAACCACUGAGAAAUACUGUUGCAAUUGAUUAUGCCAUCUCCUGGCAAAUAGAAUGACACUCAAAAGUUGGCAGAAGCAAGUGAAAAGAUUAUAAAUAUCAUUAAUUUAGUUACCAUGGGAAGAGAUGGGGAAAACACAAGAACUAGCCUUUUAGCACAGAGGGCAUGCUCACUAGUGUUUAGUAAGCUGUUGACUUUGUAUAAAAAAGGAGGAAAAAAAACGAAAAAAGAAGAAAAAAAACCGAAAAAAGCAAUUGUAUAUUUAAUGAAUGAACAUGUACAAUUUAACACUUGGAGGUUAAUUUUAUUGGGUGAGUCUGCAAGUGAAUUUCACUGAUGUUGAUAUUCAUUGUGUGUAGUUUUAUUUCAGUCCCCAGACUGCUUCCUUUUCUUUGGAGCUAAUGCCAGCCGCGUGUCUAGUUUUGAGUGCAGUAAAGAUAGAAUCAGCAAUUCACACUUAAUUUUACAUUCUUUUCCAGUAUUUUAUUUUGUUUCUGUAGCCGCAGUGUACAACUCCUCUUCCUGUAUAUUGCCUUUUUUUGCUGGAAAAUGUUGUAUGUUGAAUAAAAUUUUCUAUAAAAUUUUUUUUGAUGAGUGAUGACAUGGACAUUGAAGAAGAUUUCUCCUCUCCUUGGAAAUAGAGUUUUGGGAAAUGUUUUCAUUCAUGAGAUUUUGCUAAAGGUGUGGUUUUCUUUUUCCUUAAGUGUUGACAAUUGUAUAAUCCUCAUUCAUUGUUUUGGGGGAACUUUGUGGGGGUUUCUGUUUAAUAGUUUUGGGGUUUGGAGGUUUUUGUGGGGUUUGGUUUUUUUACGUCCUAACUAGUCACACUUGAGCUUAACAAAUAAAAGGUUUUCCAGGAAAGGAGCCAUGUACAAAAAAGACAAAUGGAAAAAUUAUUUUACUAGUUUGUUUGUAAAGCUUGUAGUAGAGUCUUUGUGGUAGACUGGACUCUGCCUGCCUGUAAAAAAUUUUGUGGUCCAGAUUCUCAAGUCUAAUAUUAUAAAUGGUGUAAAGUGAAAUCUGGAGUCUCUAAAGGUAAGGUCUCUUCAUAGAGUAAUAGAUUCCCUCUGUAAUGUGUUCCCUGUAUUCAAUCCAAAACAGAAGGUGCAAGUUCUAGGAAUGUUUGAUUCUCUUUUUAGUUUGUAUCUUGCAGUGCUUUUAACUGUCUCUUAUUUCCAGUCAAGGCAAACUAGUUGUUUACUUUUGUUUUGCUGUCUGUGUGUGUAGGUUAGCAUAGAGGGAAGUGCUUAUCAGGCAUGCCUUAAGUGAGAAAACUUUCCUUUGCUUUGCAUUUCCACAGGCUGGUGACAACUGCACCAUCCCAGGGCUGUUUUUAUGGUACUUGGAUUGUCUCUACAGGCUUUCAGUAAAUGUCAGGAUUUGUUUCCAAACUGUUCCUGUGAAUCAGAGGCUCUGGUCAGCAGUAGUAAGCCCUAAUUAUAUUUAGUGUUGUUGAGACUGAUAUGAAAUUGAGCUUGUAUCUGAAUGUCACUAAGUUUUCACAUUCAUUUAUGGGAUGGUGGCAGCUUUUAGGGACUAUCUUAAGAAACACAAUCCUUCCUAUUUCAGAAGAAAAAGCCACUAACAGUAGAUUUUGGGUGCCUUUUGGGUUUUAGAUGACUGGAUUUCAUGUGCUUCAGUAUUGUGCUAUUCCCACACUACUUUGGUGAUGUCCAUACUUUGAGGCAUUCCAUAUGCAGUUUUGAAUUACUGAAGGAUUUUCUGAAAAAAAACUGUUUUGGAGCGCAAUAACUUGUUACUGAAAUGUGGAAACACUUAUGAAGAGGAGGACAGGAGGGUUUCUCAGGUGCAGUAUGUUUGUUUAGUUCAUUGGAAAAAAUUUACAAGAAUACAUUCUUCAAAAUUGCCAUGCUUUAUUUAGAUUUUGGAAUUAUCUGGAUAAUAGAAGUGAAUGCAUUAAAUUAAGGUAAUGGUAAUAUAAGUGUUAAGCAAUAAGGAUGUAAUCUCAUGGUACACAGCAUCAGAGCAACAUGUUAACAGCCCAUCCGAAUUCUCCCUACCAAAACAGAGCGUGGUUCCUGUAGAUUUACAUAGUGCCUUUUAUCCUGAAGGAGUCCAAAGCAUUCUGUGAAAUCUGAGCAGAUCACAGCAGUGAGAGUUGCUGACCAGAGAGUGCCAGCCAGCCCCAGCCCCUUCACCCGCCCAGGCUGGCACAGGCUGGCACAGCCGCCCGGGCAGGACGAGCAGAGCGAGCGCAUCCCGGAUCUACCUCAGCUGCUGCCCUCCGGCUCCUCCAGCAUCCCCACCCGUGCCAGCAGCGGUGUCCCCGUGCCAGCAGCAUCCCCGUGCCAGCAGUGUCCCCACCCGUGCCAGCGUCCCCACCCCUCCCCGGAGAUCGGAGCGCGGGGCUGCGCUGGCUGCAGGCGGCAGCGCCCAUCGGAGCCACGCCAGGGGUUUGCUGUGUGAAAUCCUCUGUGAGCAAUCGUUUUCUGUAGGAACUGUACAUAUUGUAAAUAAAAUAGCCCGGGGUAAACUCU